This is a messenger RNA of Raphanus sativus (radish), 3062 nucleotides long. Its product is annotated as B3 domain-containing protein REM20. NCBI's taxonomy places the organism in Eukaryota, Viridiplantae, Streptophyta, Magnoliopsida, Brassicales, Brassicaceae. The coding region runs from base 194 to 958 and encodes 254 amino acids. Gene Ontology annotation, molecular function: DNA binding. The record is from RefSeq and is a predicted model, not a curated record. The transcript has 4 exons.
CCUUUUCUUCAAAGCUUUUGACUCAUUUCUCUUGACUCGUUCUCUCCUGCACACAGUCUUUUUCUUCAAAGCCUUUGACUCAUUUCUCUUGACUCGUUCUCUCCUUCACUGCUUCACAGUCUCUCAUAUCUCUCUCUCUGCAAAGAUAACACUCAUUUCUUAUACACUUGCUCUAUCUCUUCCAUUGUCCUCCAUGGAUGAAAAUGAAGACGAUGUUCUUCCUCGUUUCUUCAAGGUUUUCUUCUCGGAAACAGCCUCUGAAUCAAUGGGGAUUCCCAUGUCCUUUAAUGAGCAUCUCGAAGAUCCACUUCCACAGAAAGCUAAGCUCCAAGGCACUGGAGGUGGAGUUUGGACUGUGAGCUUCACCAAGAUCCGUGAAUGUGCUUAUUUCACAUCUGGAUGGUCCAAAUUUGCAGAGGAGCAUGAACUCAAGGACGGUGAGUUCUUGACCUUUGUCUAUGAUGGCCACCACACGUUUGAAGUGAGUGUCUACGGUCAUUGUGGUUGUAAAGAGACAAGAGCAGUGGUGGAGACAGUGGAGGUUUCUGACGAUGAUUCUGAUGGAAGUGAAGAAGAAGAAGAUUCUUCUGCAGAUGAUGAUUCAGAUGUUAGCAGCAACGUGACAGUAUCAGAUGAUGAUGCAGGGCUUUCGAGUAUGGAGGUCACUGGAAAUCCAUGUUUUACAACCAAACUCAAGCAGAGGAUAUAUGAGCUGUUAAUUCCAGCAAAUGUGGUUAAUGAACAUGGGCUUACGUUUGGAGACAGCAUCAAGUACAUUGAUGCAGAAGGGGUCAUGAAAGGGGAAAGAGGGAAAAUGCCUGAUGGUAGGGUUUGCCUCAAAGGAUGGAACAGGGUUUGCAGAAGGAACAGGGUCAGAGAGCAAGAUACAGUCCACUGCGAGAUGCUUCAUGUCAGGAAGAAAGUUCACUCGAUCAAAGUCACAGUCACACGUGGUUGAGUCUCUCUUCAUCAGUUCAUCACCAUCAUCAUCAUAUCAUUAUCAUGAGUUGAGUUCUAUGGUUUAGUAUGGGUUUCGUUUGUUUCAGGACUGUUAUGAACUUGUUGAUGUUUGCAUGGUUAUUAUGUAAUGCCUAUGUGGCUUUCUUUUAAAUUUCUGGUAGUAUCUUGAAUGCUUUAUGUAAUGCAUCAGUGGCUUUUUAGAUAUGUUUCCAGAGGUGAAAAAAAAUACCAACAAUGCUAGAUAUAACACUGAGACAGUGAAGCAAAAAAAAUGUAGUUUACAUCUCUGAGAAUACUAAACAUGUAAUCACUUCCUGAGUUAUGUUCAUUGGAGACUAAAAGCAUAUCUCAAAGUCAUCACUACAUAAUUUCUACAACACCCCAAUGUUGCAAGCUGAGGGAAUGCUCCUUCUCCAUCCUCAUUGCGUCCUGAAUCUUCUUCACCACUUCAGACACUCAUGUUCUGUUCAGUUACACACACCGCAAUGUUUUCUCUGCAAUCUUCCGCACUGAUUAGAUUCUGUGCAAUUUGUUCUCAAAUAGGCAAAUAUUUUAAGCAAUGCAUGUGUUUAGGUUUUUCCAUUAAAUCAAAGUUUUUAUUAUUAUGUUAGGAACUUUUGAAUUAAACAACUUUCUGGAGGCAUAUCUUGUUGAUGUACGGACGGAGAAGCAUAAGUCCCAGAAACACACAGUUAGUUAUAAAGAUCUAUCUCUGACCAAACAAACAACAACAUAACGUGGCGAUAGAAAAUUCUAAACAUUAUUGUAGAACUAACUGAUUGAUAUGUGUAACCACUAAAAAACAUUAAUUAUGUUGUGGAUCAUCAAAUUUCUAAUUCUUUUUUUUUGGUGCAACUAAAGUUUCUAAAGAUCAUUGAAACCCCCUUCAAACCUAUCAUCUUUAUCCAUGUUCUUACUUUUUUUGUCAAUAUCCAUGUUCUUACUAAUUUUAUAUCAUGUAAUGCCAUAAUAAAAUAUUACUAACGAAAUUUCAGUUUUUUUAGUAUAUCUCCAAGUUCUUAAAAGCACAAAUAUAAAUAACUAAUUUCUCAUUUUAUUAGUUAAAUAGGUGUUAAAACAAUGUUCUUCAAAUGCUUCUCUUUUUAGUUUAACAAGAAAACAAAUACAAUUUUCAAAAUUUAGGGGGGUGUAUUGAAUUAUUGAUUUUAGAGUGUUUUGGUUUUGUUUUAAAAUCCCCUGUUAUUCAACUAAUGAUUUCUAUUUUUUUCGCAAAUCUUGUGUUAUUGAAUAUGAUAUUUAUCUAAAGUCAUCACAAAUAUUAUUCAAUUAACAAUUUACAAAAACUAAAUCAAAUCUACUGUUAUUGAAAGACAAACUAUUCUGAAACAAAAAAUCUAACAAAAAGAUUUGAAGCAACGACAUCUAUGAUUUUUAGUCAAAACUAGCAUAAUACAAAUCACACCUCUAUACCUGUUAUUUGACAAAACCCAAAAGCAAUAUAAAAUUUUGGCCAAAUAAAUCGAUGAUCCAUAUUUCAAGUGCUACGACUCCACCACAAUUUCUCACAAACCAGUGUCUACACCAGAAAUUUUCCCUCUAUACCUCUAUGUUGACCUGAACUUCGACAACGUCUCCGCACUUUUGCUUUCUCGCAAGCACGACAGUGACGAUGAAGCUUCUGCCACCUUCGUCGAUUCCUUAUCAUGGUUCUCGAAACACGUUGCUUCAACUCUCAAAAGCUUUAGGAAGUAUUCUGUGAGAGUACUGCUCCAAAUAUGCAAGCUAAAGUAGUAGAUCGGAUAUGUGUUCUGAUUGAACAGAGAAGAAGGACUUCUCGAAAAACACGUUGCUUUAACUUUCAAAAGCUUUAUGGGCUGUUCUUUACAAAAAUAAAUAAAUAUGAUAGACUUCUUUUUUGUUUACGUUUUUUUUAUUAGGAUUAGAUAGGUAUAUUAUGUGUAUAUCUAUGUGUAUAAGAUCAGUAACAUGGGGGUGGGGAGAGGCUUGCAAAACUGAGGAUAGGAUACGUGCAUCAAUCACUCUUUUAUUUAUCAAAGUGAGUAUUCUUUUCAGUUUACUUUUGUUUCAGACUAGUUUCAUUAUUUUGUGUACUUGUCAUGAAUCUGAAUGAUGUUUGUCUA